AUGACGGACCUGCUCGUUCAUGGCCCUCCCAUUAUUCAAGUCAACACUGUUGAGGAUGGCAAGCUCAAAGCGUCCAAGAGGCCGAGGCCGAGGCCGGCGCCGCUAAAGCUGAAGAAGAAAACAUCACCUUCACACUCCUACAUCCCACCAUUAACCAAGAUUGUCCGGGACGCUAGCAACCUUGUCUUAUCAUGGCGAGAUGGCCUCACCGAGUCGGAACGCGAGGAUAAGAGGCGGACGGAGGAGAGGAUGCAGAUUCUGGCAGCGCGCAUGCACAGCGCUACUUCGCUGCGGGAUUGGAACGCCGCUGCUAAAGAAUUAGAUGCGCUCGAAGGGAAUGACGAAUGGAAGCUCGACGAUGCAAGUGGCGACUACCACCCCCAACUGAUCCGACUCAAGCUCAAGGAGUUGGAUGCUGCCCGGAUCGACUGUGAUAUCAGCACCAUGAUGUAUCUCAUCCGAACAGCCCUCUCGCGAGACCUUGGUGGAAUGGGAAACAUUGACUUGUACCGCCAUUCGUACAUUGGGACCAAGAGCCUCAUCGAACGCUACGUGGACUCGGCCGUCAAAACGAUCGAGGCACUGGUGGAGAAGAGUGCCUACUCGAUCCCGGCCGGCAUGGAACCCCAAGAUUUGCUGGAGGGCAUGCUCUACGCUCGACAGAGUUUCGGAAGGAGUGCUCUGCUCCUGAGCGGCGGAGCAACCUUUGGCAUGUCCCACAUCGGCGUCUUGAAGGCACUCUAUGAAUCCAAGCUGCUGCCGCGCAUCAUCUCGGGUGCUUCGGCUGGUUCAAUUGUUUGUGCUGUUCUUUGUACACGCAAGGACGAAGAAAUUCCCGCCUUGGUCGAGGCGUUCCCUUAUGGAGACUUGGGCGUUUUCGAAGGCGAGAAGGACGGUCUUUCUGAUCACAUUCGACGACUCCUUACCGAAGGGUGCUGGGCCGACAUAUCGAACCUGACCAGGGUAAUGCGCAGCUGGCUCGGUGACGUGACAUUCCAAGAGGCCUACAACCGGACAAGAAGAAUAUGCAACAUUUGCGUGUCUUCAGCUUCGAUUUACGAGCUGCCUAGGCUGCUCAACUACAUCACGGCCCCAAAUGUCAUGAUCUGGUCAGCCGUAGCAGCUUCGUGUUCGGUUCCUCUCGUCUUCCAGGCUGCCUCUUUGCUAGUCAAAGAUCCAGCAACCGGUGCCCAUGUGCCCUGGAACCCAACACCACAACACUGGAUUGAUGGCUCGGUGGACAAUGACCUGCCCAUGACCCGACUUGCCGAGAUGUUCAACGUCAACCAUUUCAUCGUCUCACAGGUCAACCCACAUAUCGUUCCUUUCCUCUCCAAGGACGACCGUCUUUAUCCGGCGACAACCCCAGGAAAGCUUCGUCAGCAGAAAGAAUCCCCAGACAGCGGGGCCUGGCUAGACACGCUCACAACACUGGCCAAGGAUGAAACACUCCACAGACUCCAGUUCAUGACAGAGUUGGGCAUCUUUCCCAACCUGUUUACCAAAUUGCGCUGCAUCUUAAGCCAGAAGUACUCGGGGGAUAUCACCAUUCUUCCCGAGACGGCUGUGCAUGACUUGCCUCUGAUCUUGAAGAACCCCACACCGGACUUCAUGAUGCGCAACUGCCUGAUUGGUGAGAGGGCAACCUGGCCUAAACUCAGCCGCAUCCGUGAUCGACUGGCUAUUGAGCUGGCGCUGGACCAGGCCGUUCACAACCUGAGGGCCCGGGUGGUGUUCAGCAAGAGCCAGGUAGAGCUUCGUCGUCUUGUGGGAGUCUCAGAGCCGCAGGGCCCGACGAGAAGAACACUUCACAGCAGAGGUAAAAGUGUUGAGCUCACGACCGGAGGCUAUGCACGUUCUAGUUAUACGCCUUGUGACCAAGAGCCAUCAUCUGGCGAAGCGACUCCUGUAAGAGCUUGGGACAGAAGACGCCGCAGUUCUGGUGGUAGCAUCCAACUGCUGGCGGCCAGACACGAGAAGCUUUUCCAGAAUAUGCAGGAUAUGGAGGACGAGUGGACGGACAAAGAGUCGGAAGAGGAUGAAAAACUAGAGAUGAGCCUUCGUGGCCGGAACAGGAUGCACCGGGCCGGUACACGACGUCCUGGUAGCAAAACACGUGCUACCAGCAGACCCCGUACGAGGAGCAAGCCACGACUCAAGCGUGCUAGCCAGAGCCACGGUAGCUUGCGUGCUGGACGGCCCGUACAUCACGAUUACUCCCAUUCGCCCGGGAUACUAUUAUAUGACUUCGCAAAGCCUCUAUCUCCAAGUCAUGCGGGAGACGACUCGGCAGUGGCAAUGGAGGAUUUCAACGUUGACGACCCGCACAAAGAAUCGCAGGUGGCUAUUACCCCGGUCGGCAUCAAGAUCGUGAGAUCCUCCCCUCCAAGAAACAAUCAUCAUUCAGAUGCGGAUGUCGACAGCGAUUCGGACCCCUAUCACAGCGGCUCACCACGAAAAGACUCCGUGCUAUAG
Podospora pseudocomata is the source of this 2475-nucleotide messenger RNA. RefSeq names its product Lipase 5 (gene TGL5). Gene Ontology annotation, biological process: lipid metabolic process. Gene Ontology annotation, molecular function: triacylglycerol lipase activity. The transcript has 2 exons. NCBI's taxonomy places the organism in Eukaryota, Fungi, Ascomycota, Sordariomycetes, Sordariales, Podosporaceae. Bases 1 to 2475 code for a protein of 824 amino acids. The record is from RefSeq and is a predicted model, not a curated record.